UCGAAACUAUCCAGAAGAUAGGUAUUCGUUGACUACAUCGUUUCAGUUGAUCUUAAAGUGAGAAAACAUCAAGAUGAACUGCAUUUUGUUGCAUUUCGUUGCAAUUGUGGCGUUCGUCAGUUGCGGAAUCCAUGGACAAGAUCAGGAAUUAUCCACUGGGCCGACUCAACUCAGCUGCUACAUUUGCGAUAGUGAUGAUCCUGGAUGCGAAGAUACUUUCAGCCCGAACAACAUUGAAAUCACAGAUUGUUCGACUUUGGAUUACGAUAGUGGAAACGAUGUGUCGAGGAGCGCCGUCUCCAAGAAGCCUGCCUACAGCAAUUCCGUGCUGAAGAGCGUCUUCAAUAACGAGAAGAAGACUAGAACUCUGAACGAAUUCUACAACUGCAUCAAAGUCAAGUGGACCAACAGCGAUGGGUCUAUAACCUUAGACAGGACCUGUGUGAAGUUGAAUUCUUCCAUCAAGGAUGCUUGCGAGUUUAUCAAGGCUGAGAUUAACGACGAUUCAUUGAAAAUGAAGAGCUGCAAUGUUUGCAAAACGGAUAAAUGCAAUGCUGCAACCAAUUUGAAUUCAUCCGUUCUUGUCUCUAUUAUCAUUGGAUUCUUUGUUAUGAAGUUUUCGUCUUAAAGCGGAGAAAGUCUUAAUUUAUAUCUUGUUUUGUUUUUUAUUUCAAUUUACAAUGUACGUAAUAAAGUUACAUAUUUAAUCUUAA
Messenger RNA from Nicrophorus vespilloides, 713 nucleotides. RefSeq lists its product as uncharacterized. The coding region runs from base 74 to 628 and encodes 184 amino acids. The record is from RefSeq and is a predicted model, not a curated record. The transcript is spliced from 2 exons. Gene Ontology annotation, biological process: sleep; regulation of synaptic transmission, cholinergic; positive regulation of voltage-gated potassium channel activity. NCBI's taxonomy places the organism in Eukaryota, Metazoa, Arthropoda, Insecta, Coleoptera, Silphidae.